Messenger RNA from Caretta caretta (loggerhead turtle), 2418 nucleotides. NCBI's taxonomy places the organism in Eukaryota, Metazoa, Chordata, Testudines, Cheloniidae. The record is from RefSeq and is a predicted model, not a curated record.
GAACCACGCUGCAGCCCCGGAGCGGCGGCGGCGGCGGCGGCGGCCGGGAGAUCGCUCCGGCGGCGGCUGCAGGGAGCGCGCCCCCGCCUCGCCUCGCCUCGCCUCGCCUUCAUGCCGCCAGCCCGGCUCCGCAGCCGGCUGCCCUGAGCCGCCCCAGCCAUGGGAGACGGCUGGCUCGCCCCAUUUUGCAACCCCCCCAACCGGUCCAGCUCCCCGCCGCCCGUGCCCCCCAGCAGCGCCUCCACCCUGCCCUACCCGCCGGGCAGCAGGCAGCUGCCCCUGGAGCUGCCCUCCCACCAGUGGGCGGUGGGCAUGGGCAUGCUGAUGGCCGUGAUGGUGCUGCUGAUCGUGGUGGGCAACGCGCUGGUGAUCGCGGCCAUCGGGCGCACGCAGCGGCUGCAGACCCUCACCAACCUCUUCAUCACCUCGCUGGCCUGCGCCGACCUGGUGAUGGGCUCGCUGGUGGUGCCCUUCGGGGCCACGCUGGUGGUGCAGGGCCGCUGGCUCUGGGGCUCCUUCCUGUGCGAGUGCUGGACCUCGCUGGACGUGCUGUGCGUGACGGCCAGCAUCGAGACCCUGUGCGUCAUCGCCAUCGACCGCUACCUGGCCAUCACCUCGCCUUUCCGCUACCAGAGCCUCAUGACCAAGGGCCGGGCCAAGGGCAUCAUCUGCACCGUCUGGGCCAUCUCCGCCCUGGUCUCCUUCCUCCCCAUCAUGAUGCAUUGGUGGCGGGAUGGAGAUCCCCAGGCUCUGGAUUGCUACCAGGACCCCAGCUGCUGUGACUUCGUCACCAACAGGGCCUAUGCCAUCGCCUCCUCCAUUAUCUCCUUCUACAUCCCCCUGCUCAUCAUGAUCUUCGUGUACAUCAGAGUCUACCGGGAGGCCAAGGAACAGAUGAGGAAGAUAGAUAGGUGCGAGGGCAGGUUCUAUUGCAGCCACCCCCAGCCUCCUGCUCAGGCCCAAUCCCACCAUCAGCCCAUCCUGGGCAAUGGCAGAACCAGUAGGAGAAGGACCUCCAGGAUCCUGGCCUUGAAGGAGCAAAAAGCCCUCAAGACCUUGGGCAUCAUCAUGGGUGUCUUCACCCUCUGCUGGCUCCCCUUCUUCCUGGUCAAUGUGGUCAAGGUCUUCAACAGGGACCUGGUGCCAGACCAGCUCUUCGUCUUCUUCAACUGGCUGGGCUAUACCAACUCGGCUUUCAACCCCAUCAUCUAUUGCCGCAGCCCUGACUUCCGCAAGGCCUUCAAGAGGCUGCUCUGCUGCCCCAGGAAAGCUGACAGGAGGUUGCACGCUAGUGCUGGGGAGCUCUCCCGGUAUGCAGGGAGCUUCAUCAAUACUUUGGGCACCCCAGAGCGCAGCCUCGGAGGGACGUGGUCCGAUUGCAAUGGGGGCACACAGGGAGGCAGUGACUCCAGCCUGGAGGAGAGGAAUAGCAAAAUUUCCUAUUCGGAAUCCAAGUGUUUCUCUAUAGGUUCGGAAGCGGUCCCCGGCUAGACUGGAAAGGACAGAGUUUGUUUUGCUCGGAAAUGUGGAUCAGGUUAACGAUACAGUCCUGUCUAAUGGCUUUUCCUGACACAAUAUUGUAAAAAAGAAAACAAAAAAAAACCUUUCUAGACCAAAUAAGGUUGUGUUCCUGUUACAGUGAGAGCUGCCUACUUCUCUUAAACUAAUGGCCAAAACAAGGUGUUUCCAGCCUAAUUUUGAAAACAUUCGUUUUCUUUAAUGAUGCCUACUUAGCUAUACCAAUCUUUAUUGUUAAGUGUACUGGACUGGGAGUCAGGAUACCUACUAUUUAGAAGUACAAAACUAUUUCAUUCUAUUUUGUUUGAAAGCUGAAAAUUCUCUGUCUAAUAGAAACUUAUGCAUUGUACUCCAUCAUAAAGUCAAUGAUACUCUUAGAAUAAUUUCACUUCACACGGAUGGGGUCUGAUCCUGUGUCACUGAACUCUCAAGGACUUUUGCCAUUGACUUCAGAGAGAGCAGGGUCAAGUCCCUAUUCUAUAUGGGCCAGAACCUAUUCCCACUGAAGUCUAUGGAGGUCUCCACUGAGUUCAGGGUAUCUAACUGGAGAUAUAAUUUUCAGGCUGUAAUGAUCUGAAACAAUUCCGGACUUUUGUUCUGCUGCAUUGUAAAAACACUUUCAAGCAAAAUUCACAAUGAGUUUGACGCUUCACACACUGGAAUCAAUGGGAGUAUUGCCCUUGUCUUUAAUGGUUGCAGGAUCAGGCCCCCUAAGUGGUUUCAACUCAGUGAAUCAGAUCUAAAGACUACUGAAGUUAGUGGGGAUCUUUUCUGUUGACUUCCAUGGGCUUUGGAUCAGGUCCUAUAUCACACAAGUUAGGUGACUGGUUUAAAAAAAAAAACUUUCUGUAGCUUAAACAAUUAUAUAUUGUGAAUAAAGCAAAGCGUAUGUGGCCCUUA